UUUUGGGUCCGAUGCUUGAUAUAAGAAUUAUUAACCUUAUCUGUGUUUUCCGUGAUAAAGCCUCCCUUGGUAUUAUAAAAGCCUCGUACUCAUUAAUGUUCAGUUCAGUGUGUCAACUUAAAAAUGAGAAGUAUUUGUCUGUUGAUUGCUACCCUAGCAAUUGCUAGUAGCGCAACUGUUCGAGAUAUCUAUAACAUACGAUCAGUUGAUGAAUUGGAGUUUACUCCGGAUGGAAGAGUUGUGAAUGGAGCUGAGGCUCGACCAGGACAGUUUCCUUAUCAAGCGUUAGUACUGAGUUAUUAUGAAGACGGUUCCGGUUUGUGUGGUGGCUCGCUCCUGACCGUAAAUUACGUACUGACGGCGGCGCACUGCGUUGAGUUGGAGACCUUGGCAACCCAUGGGACGGUGAUUCUCGGUGCUCAUAAUCGACGAGAGGAAGAGUCGAGCCAGCAGCGUAUCGACUUUGCAACGAUCAAUGUACAUCCUGGCUGGGAUCUCAACGUAAUCCAAUACGACGUCGCAACAAUUGAGUUGGCCACUCCCGCGGAGUUCAACGAGUAUGUUCAGCCUAUUGAACUACCUGCGCUUUCAGAUCAGCGGACAUUCUCUGGAAUACAAGCUACAAUUUCCGGGUUCGGGCGAACGAACGACAUCCCUGGAUCACCCGCAUCUGAUGUGGUGAUGUUUACGAGGAAUCCCAUUUUGACGAAUGCAAAUUGUCGAUCGAUUCUGGACCCGUUCCCAAUCCUGGCUCAGCAUGUUUGUCUCUCUGGUGCUGGUGGGCGUGGUGCCUGCCACGGAGAUUCUGGCGGUCCCCUGACUGUCCAGGAUGAAGGAGCUAGUUUGCAGAUUGGAAUUGCCUCAUUUGUUAUCGGUGGAAUUUGUUCGGUAGGUGUUCCGAUUGGAUUCGUGAGAGUUACCUACUUUUUGGAUUGGAUCGCCGACAACUCUGAUGUUGUUUUGAGGUCUUGAUUGUAAGAUUGAUGACAUUGAUGACAUGAUUGUAAUAAAGUCUUAUUUAAAAACGCGAAUACAA
Molecule: messenger RNA, 1036 nt
Organism: Culex pipiens pallens (northern house mosquito)
Lineage: Eukaryota; Metazoa; Arthropoda; Insecta; Diptera; Culicidae
Product: brachyurin-like
Exons: 1
Coding region: 124-972 (282 amino acids)
Biological process (GO): proteolysis
Molecular function (GO): serine-type endopeptidase activity
Source: RefSeq, a predicted model, not a curated record